CAGAAAUGGUCCUGGAAGGCGUUUUCGUCGCUGGUGUAAGAAAUCGUUGCGUAUUUUAAUGCCUAAGACGUCUCUGAGAUGGAUUCCGUUGGGACCUACUGGCGAAUCGGUGGAGUCAGUAAUAGUCGGGGAGGUUGUCCGUGGAACUAGUGAAGGUUUCUUGGUGUCUCUGGAGAGCCUUUGAGCCCGAUCUUCCUUCAGAAUCCAGCCUACAACUUCUCAGCAGCUCUGCUUGAGUUCACAGAUAGACUACUAAGUUUCAGACUUCCUAGAGAACAAAGCUUACAACCCAUUUGGCCAUGUCAGCUAAUUGGACUUCACUUCAAAGAUUCUCUUCCCUGGUUCCAGAGGAUCAUGGCAACUCAAGCGAGAUAUUCAAGGUGAAUUGAGUGUUGUGGUCUAAGUCUCUGGUCACUGCAGCUGUAUCAGCACUGGGGGUGCCUCAAACCCACUAAUGGUGUGACUUUUGCAGACUUCUGGUGGUACCACUUUGGUGAGUUUGGGGAUCAGUGUCCUUCAGGGAUGUGGCUAUAGAUUUCAGCAGAGAGGAAUGGCAGCACCUGGACCCUUCUCAGAGAAACCUCUACUGGGAUGUGAUGCUGGAGACCUAUAGCCACCUGCUAUCAAUAGGAUAUCAUGGUCCUAAAGAAGAGGUUGUCAUGUUGGAGCAAGGAAAGGAGCCAUGGACAUUGCAGGAUGAGCGUCCACAUCAGAGCUCUUUAGGUCAGAAAUUAUGGGACCUUAAUCAAUGUGGAAAAAUCCUCAGGUAUACACAGGCAACCUGUCCACAUCAGAAAAUGCAUCCUGGGGAGAAAUGUUAUGACUGUGCCAAAUUUGGAAAGAUGUUCACUGAAACGUCACAGUUCAAUGUCCAUCCUAACGUUCAUACAGGAGAAAACUUCUUUGUAUGUACUGAAUGUGGGAAGGCUUUUGUACAGAAGCAAGAAUUCAUUACACAUCAAAAAACACAUUGUAGAGACAAGCUAUACAAAUGUGAUAAAUGUGGAAAAUUCUUUUUCGAACAAUCUUUUCUCUUAAGACACCAGAGAAUUCAUACCAGAGAAAAACUCUGUGAAUGCAGUGAAUGGGGGAGAGGCUUCUCUCAUAACUUAGAUCUCAGUAUAUGUGAGAAAAUUCAUACAGGUGACAGAUCCUAUACAUGUAUUGAAUGUGGACAAGCCUUUAUCCAGAAGACACAAUUGACUGCGCAUCAAAUAAUUCAUUCUAGAGAUAAACAAAAUGAAUGUAGUAACUAUGGGCAAUCCUUUAUUUCCAAGUCACAACUUCAGGUACAUCAACAAAUUCACACAAAAGUGAAGCCCUAUAUAAGUACCAAAUGUGGGAAGGUCUUCAGUAAUAGUUCCAAUCUCAUUACACAUGAAAAAGUUAAAAUUAGAAAGAAAUCCUUCAUAUGUGCUGAAUGUGGAAAGGCUUUUACCUACAGGUCAGAGUUGAUUAUACAUCAGAGAAUUCACACUGGAGAGAAACCUUAUGAAUGCAGUUACUGUGGAAAAGCUUUCACCCAGAAGUCAGCACUCACAGUGCACCAGAGAAUUCACACAGGAGAAAAGUCAUUUGUAUGCAUGAAAUGUGGGUUAGCCUUCAUCCUGAAGGCACGCUUGAUUGCACAUCAAAGAAUUCAUACUGGAGAGAAACCUUAUGAAUGCUGUCACUGUGGGAAAUUUUUUACUUCCAAGUCACAACUCCAUGUGCAUAAACGAAUUCAUACAGGAGAAAAACCAUAUACAUGCAAUAAAUGUGAAAAGGCAUUCAGUGACAGGUCCAAUCUCGUUAAACAUCAGAAAACUCACAUAGGAGACAAAUCCUAUAUAUGUUCUAAAUGUGGAAAACCCUUUACUCAGAGAUCAGAGUUGAUAAUUCAUCAGAGAAUCCAUACUGGAGAAAAACCUUAUGAAUGUAGUACCUGUGGAAAAGCCUUCACGCAGAAGUCAUAUCUCAGUAUACAUCAGAAAAUUCAUACUGGAGAGAGACAAUAUGAAUGCCAUGCAUGUGGGAAAGCCUUCAACCAGAAAUCACCACUAGUUGUGCAUCAGAGAAUUCAUACUGGAGAGAAACCUUAUGAAUGCAACAAUUGUGGCAAACCUUUUAUCUCUAAGUCUCAGCUCCUGGUGCAUCAGCCAGUUCACACAGGAGAGAAACCAUACGUGUGUGCUGAGUGUGGGAAAGCCUUUAGUGGAAGGUCAAAUCUCUACAAACACCAGAAAACUCAUAAUGCAGAAAAGCCUUACAUGUGUUCUGAAUGUGGGAAGGCCUUCAGACAGAAAUCAGAGUUGAUUACACAUCAUAGAAUUCAUACUGGGGAGAAACCUUAUGAAUGCAGUGAUUGUGGGAAACCUUUCACCUCCAGGUCUCAGCUCCUGGUGCAUCAGCCUGUUCACACAGGAGAGAAACCAUAUGUGUGUGCUGUGUGUGGGAAAGCCUUUAGUGGCAGGUCCAAUCUCUGUAAACACCAGAAAACUCAUACAGGAGAAAAGCCCUAUAUCUGUUCUGAAUGUGGGAAGACCUUCAGACAGAAGUCAGAGUUGAUUACACAUCAUAGAAUUCAUACUGGGGAGAAACCUUAUGAAUGCAGUGACUGUAGGAAGUCUUUCAUUAACAAAUCAAAACUACACGAACAUCAGCGAAUUCACACAGGAGAGAAACCUUAUGUGUGUGCUGAGUGUGGGAAGGCCUUUACCAACAAGUCAAAUUUGAACAAACACCAGCAAAGACACACAGGAGACAAGCCCUACAAGUGUUCAGUCUGUGGGAAAGGUUUUUUCCGGAAGUCAGUGCUCAGCAUACAUCAGAGUAUUCACUCUUGAAAGAAAAGAUAUGAGAAAACCUCACUAAGCAGAUUUGAUUGUACAUUAUUGAAUCCUUUCAGCAGAAAAAUAAGUAGAAAUGCCCACAUGUAAAUAUCACACAUUACUGUUCAGAAGAUGGGAUCUGAGAAGGACUGAAUGUAGCCAGGUAUGUUUCCCACAUUCUCUCAACCUCAGUAAGCCUCAAGGCAUUAAUACUCAGAAGGAACUGAGGUGAAUGCAUUAGCAAAAGCUGCUCCUAAAACCUGUGAUGGAACACUUAACAAAUUCUUAACCAGAAAGAUUAAGUUAUGUUAAUGAUAAUGUUGUUUUCUGUGGAAUUGGUACAGUGCCAACAAAUUCAGUGAUAACCUAGGGUAGUGAUACAUCCUAAUUCUAUGACUUUUUUGAUGCCAGAUUGUCUAACAGAAUCAUGGGUGCUUUUUCUUUUUAAUCUAACACAGUUGUGCAUAUCCUCCCUCACUGAAUAUUUCUAUAACAAAAGUGAUAACGCAAUAAAAAAAUAUGUAUACAGCCACAAAUCUCUGAGUGCAGGUUGACUUUUCAUUGUCAUCUAGCACUGUGACUAACAACAGGCGUCAUUAGCCACUAGUAGUUCUUGUCUCUGAGCUUCAGAGACCAUCAGUACGUUUUCUCUCCACACAAACCCCAUAAUAACUAAACAUUCAAACUACUUGAAUGUAUUUACCACGUGUUUGCAGUACUGUUCAUUGUUAAUGGGGACUACAUAGAAGUUUGAAUACCAAGAGGUGAGUUUGAUUGCGGGCAGUCUUGUAGGCUGACUACCACACUGAUAUUGUCAUUAUUAUUAUUAAUUUUUUUUUUAGAGACAGAGUCUCACUUUGUCGCCCUCAGUAGAGUUUUGUGGCAUCACAGCUCACAUCAAACUCUAGCUCUUGGGCUUAAGCGAUUCUCUUGCCUCAGUCUUCUGAGCAGCUGGGACUACAGGCACCUGCUACAACGCCUGGCUGUUUUUUUGUUGCAGUUUGGCCGGGGCCAGGUUCCAACCUGCCACCCUUUGUAUAUGGGGCUGGUGCCCUACUCAAUGAGCCAUAGGCGCUGCCCGUUAUUACCAUUAUUUGCAUUUAUGUUAAUACUAAACUUGCUGUUGAUACCAGUAUUAGGAAUGAUGAUAUUCGUGUAAACCAGAGGGGAACAGUCUGCACAUUGUAAGAUCUUUGUGAGGCCAAACACAGUGGCUCAUGGCUAUAAUCCUAGCACUCUGGGAGGCAGAGGCAAGAGGAUCACUUGAGCUUAGGAGUUCGGAGACCAGCUUGAGCAAGAGCAAGACCUUAUCUCUACUCAAAAUAGAAAAAUUAGCCAAUUGGCUGGAUAUUGUGCCAGGUAACUAUAGUCCCAGCUUCUUGGGAGACUGAGACAGGAGGAUUGCUUGAACUAUGGAGUUUGAGGUUGCUGCUAGCUAGGCUGAUGCCAUGGUACUGUAGCUUAGGACAACAGACUGUCAAAAAACAAAACAACAAAACCAAGGUCUUUGUGAGAAUUAAAUAAUUUAGAACCCAAUGCACAGUGCUAAUCAUGAUGAUUAGCAAAAUGUUGAAUGUGUAUCAGGGUCUGUCCUAGGCUCAUUAAAACUAUAAACUCAUUCAGUCUAUAUAAUGUUUGAGUUGGGCACAAUCAUUAUGUCCAUUUCACAGAGCUAGUAAAUAGCACAGAAAGCUUCAAACCCAGGCCCACUGACUACAGUGUCCAUUAUGUUAAACCCAGUGCAAUGCUGCUCCCCAAAGGACAUCAUCAAGGACUCAGUCUUCAUUAUAGUAAUGUUAUUUAUAAUUACACUGUAGAUCAAUUGCAAUAACUAUAAUUGUAAUGUAUUUAUGAUACAUUUCUGAGCUGAUUAUUUCUAUACCUUCACCUACACUCCAUAAGAAUAGUACAUUGUUAACAUCACCAGUAUUUUCAUUAUUUUAGUGUCACUGUGUUUAUUAUAAGAAAAAUAAAUGAUUAAAUCUUUAAAUAAUAUUGCUUUAUUCCUUCCCCUCCACCAUGGGAGUUCCUCUUUAUCUAUGAUUCAUAGCAUUUAAUGACCCAUGUCAGCAAGAAAACCGUAGAUCUGUUUACUCCUGUCAAAUCAAUGUCCCCUCUCAGCCUGGGGUGCUAUAACAAAAUACCGUAUACUGCUAGCCUUAAAUAACAGAACGUUAUUCUCUCACAGUUGUGAAUGCUAGAUGGUUCAGGGUCAAGGUUUAAGUCUGGUCAGCUUCUGUGAGGAUUUUCUUCUUGACUUGCGGAUGGCUUUCCUUCUCACUGUCCUCAUGUGGCCUGUCCUGUGCCCAGUGAAAAAGAGAAAUACCUCUCUUCCCAUGCCUAUAAAACCUCUCCAGUCCUGUUACUGGGAUCCUACCCUUAUAACUUAACAGAACCCUAAUUACCUUCUAAAAACCCAUCUCCAGAAUACUUUCACAUUGGGGUUAGUAUUUCAAUGUGUAAAUUUUGCUUGGAUACAGUUCAGUUGAUAAAAUCCACUAGAGGACUUCUUUCCUUUGACAUUUUAACCACAACUCAAGGGAUGAGUAGUGAUUGUGUACCUUCAGUAUAGGAAAUCUUUGUGUCACUCUUGGUUCUGGAAGGCCCUCCCUUCCCACCCCAUGUAUUACCCACUUUGUCUUUCUCAGCUCCCAUUCAGGGAUAGCCUCAGUCCAAUUGCAGAAGAAUCGAUUUUCUUCUUGGCCAAGUUGGAGACUGCAUAGAGUCAUUUUUUUUCCUCCUUUAGCAUUAUUCCAAAGCCAGGAGAAACAGCUGAGACCUGGGAGGCUUCUUCCACCUUCCUGAAUGUCCAAUUUUGGCUUUCCAUGAGUGCUUGCAGCUGUGUUGUUGAUUCCCAGCACCACUGGCUAAGUUAUCAAGAACUCUUCUGCAGGCUCCUUACACAAAUUUAGCACAGUCAUUUUAAUUUUAAAGAGGGGAGUUAGUCCUAAUGCCUCUUUCCUGCUUCACAAAGGAAAGUGUCAGCACCCUGGAGAAAAUGCACCUAUAAACUGGUCAGUCAUUCAGAGGUAGGAAAAGCACAAAGUGACGGUCAGGGUCAGUUUAGAAAUUACGAGUAACACACACUGGAAACCAGCAUCAACCUCUCAUGGCCAGGUGCCUCCUGAGGCUGCUUUGUCAGCACAACAUAGUAAUACAGGCAGUCCCCAAGUUAUAAACAUCCAACUUGCGUACAACUCACACUUAAGAAUGGAGGUUAUUAUACUUAAUGGAGAAAUGCACUUAAAAAUGGUAGCUAUUACAGUAAGUCCUUGAGUUACAAACAUCAAACUCAUAUAUAACUCGUAAAUAGAGGUACAAAUAACUAACUUAAAACUUGCACUUAGGCGCUGCGCCUGUAGCACAGUGGUUACAGCGCCAGCCACAUGCACCAGGGCUGGUGGAUUUGAAUCUGGCCUGGGCCAGCUAAACAAUGACAACUGCAACAAAAAAUGGCCAGGCGUUGUGGUGGGUGCCUGUAGUCCCAGCUACUUGGGAGGCUGAGGCAAGCGAAUCUUUCAAGCCCAAGAGUUUGAGUUUGCUAUGAACUGUGAUGCCAUAGCACUCUACCGAGGGCAACAUAAUGAGACUUGUCUCAAAAAAAACAAAAACAAAACCUUAAAGAUGGAGUCUAUUACAGGUAAUAGAUAAAUGUACUUUCUCUGACUUAACAUAUAAAUUCAACUUAGAAAACCUAUCACAUUUCUAACCCAGGAACUACCUGUAAGUUUUCUUGUUUGUUUUAUACAGUCUCACUACAUUGCCCUCUGUAGAGAGUGCUGUGGCAUCACAGCUUACAGCAACCUCAAAUUCUUGGGCUUAAGUGAUGCUCUUGCCUCAGCCUCCCAAAUAGCUGGGACUACAGGCGUUCACCACAACACCCAGCUAUUUUUGUUGUUGUAGUUGUCAAUUGUUGUUUAGCAGGCCUGGACCAGGUGUGAACCCACCAGCCCCAGUGAGUAUGGGUGCCAAACCUGUAAAUUGUUUCUUAUGACUGAUAAUUAUUCAUUUGUGUGGAAGCUAUAGAGUAAAAGAAUGUUUUCUACUUAUACUGUUGAAAUUUUCCUCACUACCAAGAGGAGUGCCUAUAAUUUUUCAAAUUGAAAUGGUAGAAAUGCACUGUCAAUGUUGAGGGGAUCCCCAAAUUUCUCAAAGUGUGAAGAGGAUGCACAUGAAGUAAAACCUAUAUUUUGAUUUUUUAGGCAGUGAUUAUAUUUGCAUUAUAGCUGAGUAAAUUGUGCUGGCCUUUCUAUUCAUAUUAACAUUCUCUAGCUGGCUUUAUUGUUUGUUUGUUUUAGAGACCUUACUAUGUCACCCUUGGUAGAGUACUGUGAAGUCACAGCUCACAGCAACCUCAAACUCCUGGGCUUAAGCGAUUCUUUUGCCUCAGCCUCCGGAAUAGCUGGAACUACAGGCACCCGCCAGAACACCCAGCUAUUUUUUUUUUUUUUUGGAGUUUGGCUGGGCCAGGUUUGAACCCGCCACCCCUCAGUAUAUGGGGCUGGUGCCCUACCCACUGAGCCUACUGGUGCCGCCCACAGGCUCUAUUUUCAAGCUGAGUCCUAGAGAGGAACAUCCCUGGCCUGAAGGUACCCAGCAUGCCCACAUCACAGUGUAGGUCCAAUUCCCUCAAAUCAAGUUCCACAUUUGCUGGAAGUGAACAUUUUGAGUAAAGCAUAGCCCCUCCCACCACUGUCAUGUAGAACUUGCUGGCAGAAGAGCUCAACAGGUGUAAGGAAUUGGUUUUUACAGCUUCCUAUCUGCUCCUACCUGCUGCUCCCUCCCCAAACAGGGGUAUGGUAGUUUCGCUGCUUCAUAAUUGCCAUAGGGAAAAGCUAGCAGAAGAGCUAGUGACUGGACUUGAGGUUUCAUUGCAUAGUAGGCAAAGAGAUACAUUCUUAUUUUUAUUUUAAUUUCUUUUUUUCUGCAUAAAAAUCAAUUUUUAAUUAAUCAUUUCUUUAUAACUACGUUGAGUAAUAAAUAAUAAUAUUCCUAUUCUGUCCUACUAUUCCAUACUAUGUUUCCUUCUUUUAUUAUUAUUAUUAAAUCAUAGCUGUGUACAUUAAUGCGAUCAUGGGGCACCAUACACUGGUUUUAUAGACCAUUUGACAUAUUUUCAUCACACUGGUUAACGUAGCCUUCCUGGCAUUUUCUUAUUGUGUUAAGACACUUAUAUUCAACAUUUACUAAGUUUCACAUGUACCCUUGUAAGAUGCAUUGUAGGUCUAAUCCUACCAAUCACCCUCCCUCCGCCCAUCCACCCCCUCCCACCCUCCCCCCUUCCCCAUAGUCUUAGGUUAUAACUGGGUUAUAGCUUUCAUAUGAAAGCCAUAAAUUAGUUUCAUAGUAGGGCUGAGUACCUUGGAUACUUUUUCUUCCAUUCUUGAGAUACUUUACUAAGAAGAAUAUGUUCCAGCUCCAUCCAUGUAAACAUGAAAGAGGUAAAGUCUCCAUUUUUCUUUAAGGCUGCAUAAUAUUCCAUGGUGUACAUAUACCACAAUUUAUUAAUCCAUUCAUGGAUCGAUGGGCACUUGGGCUUUUUCCAUGACUUAGCAAUUAUGAAUUGGGCUGCAAUAAACAUUCUGGUACAAAUAUCUUUGUUAUAAUGUGAUUUUUGGUCUUCUGGGUAUAUACCUAAUAGAGGAAUUAUAGGAUUGAAUGGCAGAUCUAUUUUUAGAUCUCUAAGUGUUCUCCAAACAUCUUUCCAAAAGGAAUGUAU
Messenger RNA from Nycticebus coucang (slow loris), 8529 nucleotides. RefSeq names its product zinc finger protein 585A-like. The coding region runs from base 597 to 2825 and encodes 742 amino acids. The transcript is spliced from 6 exons. Lineage: Eukaryota; Metazoa; Chordata; Mammalia; Primates; Lorisidae. Gene Ontology annotation, molecular function: RNA polymerase II cis-regulatory region sequence-specific DNA binding; DNA-binding transcription activator activity, RNA polymerase II-specific. Gene Ontology annotation, biological process: regulation of transcription by RNA polymerase II. The record is from RefSeq and is a predicted model, not a curated record. Gene Ontology annotation, cellular component: nucleus.